Entrophospora sp. SA101 is the source of this 858-nucleotide messenger RNA. NCBI's taxonomy places the organism in Eukaryota, Fungi, Glomeromycota, Glomeromycetes, Entrophosporales, Entrophosporaceae. The record is from the annotation of a GenBank genome assembly.
AUGGUGGUACAAAGUGACGAAUGGAAUAUAUUUGAUCAAAGAUGGAUUGAAUAUAAUUUAUUAAAAAAUCAUAAAAUUGAUUUAAUACGUAAAACACUUUUAGAAAUAUUUUUAGAAGGAAAAUUAAAUGAGAAAACUAAAGCUUUAAUUAUAAAUGGUAAAGAGGUUUCGGUAACAUAUUUUCGCGCAGGUUAUAGACCAGGAGAUUAUCCUAGUGAAAAUGAAUGGAAUGCAAGAUUAAUGAUCGAACGAUCAAAAUCUAUAAAAUGUCCAUCAAUCAGUUAUCAAUUAGUUGGAUUUAAAGUAUUUCAACAAGUUCUAGCCAGGCCAAAUAUUGUAGAAAAAUAUAUAAAAAAUCCGAUUGACGCUAAAAAAAUUAGAUCAUGUUUUGCCAAUCUUUAUCAAUUUCACUCCAACAAUGAUAUAUUUAAAUCAGUAAUUGAUAAUCCAAACGAUUAUGUGAUGAAACCACAACGUGAAGGAGGUGGUAAUAAUUUAUAUGGCGAGGAAAUGGUCAACACUAUUAAAAAAUUGAAAUCUUCGUCAGUGUCGUCAUCGCAAGAACUUAAAAAAUAUAUUAUAAUGGAUUUGAUUAAACCGCCAGCAAUUUCAAAUAUUUUAUUAAGGAAAGGUGAAUUGAUUAAAUGUAAAAUAAUCUCCGAGUUGGGCACAUUUGGUGUUUUUAUUUCUAAAAAAAUUAAAGAUGAUGAUGAUGAUGGCGAAGAAAUAAUUGUGAAUGAGUGCAUUGGUAAUGUGUUAAGAAGUAAAAGUAGUGAGAUUAAAGAAGGUGGUGUUGCAAUUGGAUUGGCUAGUAAAUUCAUUGAUCCAGUUUUCAUAUUAGGAGCAGGUACUGCAUGA